AUGAGAGUUCGAACACUUGAGAUUCGGUGGCACAACACAGAUUCGUCACCAUCAGCCCCCAUCUACUCUGCCGACUUUCAACCUCUUCCUCAGCCACAGCUUCGGAAGCUUGUUGCGGCACGGACGCACGCCUCUUCGUCGUCUUCUGCAUCCCAGUCUAAUGUUGUUUCUGCGUUUGAUGUGAAGACGGCUGCUCAAAGCUGCGUGGGUGCACAAUAUAGGCUCGCGACUGGCGGAGGUGACAACAAUGUCCGUGUGUGGCUGGUCUACCCGAACUAUCUCCCGACUGUGCUUGGAGGAGGUACGAGCGGUGCAACUCCCCACCCUCCGAGAGUGGAGUAUCUAGCGACUCUCAGUCGACAUACAGGAGCGGUGAACGUUGUGAGAUUUUCGCCGAAUGGAGAACUCAUCGCUUCGGCUGGUGACGAUGGGUGUAUUCUUAUUUGGGCUCCAACUGAGCGAGCUGUUCCACAAUUUGGAUCUGAUGUGACCCAAGAGCAGCAGUACGAAAAAGAGCACUGGAGAAAUAGCGCGUCCCAACGCGAGAUAUACGAUCUCGUUUGGUCACCGUCCGGCGAAUACAUAUUGGCCGGCUCGACGGACAACGUGGCCCGCAUUUUCAAUGUCUCGUCCGGAUCAUGUAUCAAGGAAUUGGUCGAGCAUUCUCACUAUGUGCAAGGCGUGGCUUGGGACCCCUUAAACGAAUACAUCGCAACACAGAGCAGCGACCGGACUGUUCAUGUGCAUAGCGUUAGCGUGCGGAGAGAGAAUGAUGGGAGGGAGACGAUUGAAACUCAAGCUGUUGGGAGGAACUUCAAGGCACCCGUCAGGCAUCAUCACCGCGCCCUGUCAAGCGCAAGCCAGCGAAGCCAAUCACCACGACCGCCAUUACAUCGCCAAGGGUCCGAGUCUGCUCUUUCUAUCAACAGCGCAGUCGAACCGACUCAGACACCAGCAUCCGUGCCAUCAACACCGUCGCUGAUGUAUCCACCGCUUGACAGACCCUCGUCACGGCGGUCAUCCUUCACAUCGAUGUCCAACGCAUCCCCCCCUCCUUCUUCUGCUCUCCUAUCCCACAACCGUCGCACCUCCGGCACGUCCCGUGCUCGUUCUCCUUCCCCGAUGCCACCCUUGCCGGCAAUCCGUGCUGCACCAUCGCCAGCAUCGUGGACAUCGCUCAAACUGUAUGGCGACGAGCAGUUCACCAACUUUUUCCGACGUCUUACGUUCUCACCGGACGGGGCACUGCUGCUUACUCCAGCGGGACAGUUUGAAGAUCCGACAUUCUCACUAGCUUCCCGGCCACCAUCUUCCGCUUCCUCCGACGGAAGGUCCAGAUCGGAAGAGCGGAAGACAGCCAGCUCGGUGUACAUCUACUCGCGAGCUAACUUUGCACGUCCGCCUGUCGCACACCUGCCUGGGUACAAAACAGCAAGUGUCGUUGUCAAGUUCUCGCCGUUAUUGUACGAGCUGCGUUCCGGUAUCCGGGAGGCAGCCGACACCCCGAUGGUUAUCCUCAAGAAAGGAGAAGAACAAACUUUACCAAUUUCUUUGGGAGCACCGACAAGCGCUGACGAAGACGCGUCGACAAACAUGCCUUCUCCAACUAAGGUAUCUCCCACGACUGGAGAGGAUAGAGCGAGUGUUUGGAAAUUGCCAUAUCGGAUGAUAUUUGCAGUCGCAACUCAGGAUACGGUCGUGCUUUACGAUACACAACAAGCGGGUCCGCUGGCCAUGUUUGCCAAUCUGCAUUACGCUAGCUUUACCGAUAUUGCCUGGGCACCUGACGGGCAAUCACUCAUCAUGUCGUCCUCCGACGGAUACUGUUCCAUUGCUGUAUUCGACGACCCGCUCCCUCUGUAUGAACGACAACAGCAUCAUGUACAGAUGGCGGCCAUUGCUGAGCAUCAUUCAGUCCCUAUGCUCAAUCCAACGCUGGGGACCCACAGCAAGGUCGCUCUUCCGUGGCCCGGCCCGCCGACGGAAAGCAGCUCAUUAGGUAAGAGAGAAUCGUCAAGCAAUGGGGAAGAGCAGCGAGGCCGGGAGAACAGUGGUCCAGUGAAAAAGAAGCGUCGAGUGGAAUUGAAGCACAUCGGGAGUUUAGAUAGCGCCUAA
This is a messenger RNA of Dacryopinax primogenitus, 2115 nucleotides long. RefSeq names its product WD40 repeat-like protein. The transcript is spliced from 4 exons. Gene Ontology annotation, molecular function: protein binding. Gene Ontology annotation, biological process: nucleosome assembly; DNA replication-dependent chromatin assembly. Gene Ontology annotation, cellular component: nucleus; CAF-1 complex. The coding region runs from base 1 to 2115 and encodes 704 amino acids. Lineage: Eukaryota; Fungi; Basidiomycota; Dacrymycetes; Dacrymycetales; Dacrymycetaceae. The record is from RefSeq and is a predicted model, not a curated record.